Molecule: messenger RNA, 3225 nt
Organism: Capra hircus (goat)
Lineage: Eukaryota; Metazoa; Chordata; Mammalia; Artiodactyla; Bovidae
Gene: TBC1D2
Product: TBC1 domain family member 2
Exons: 13
Coding region: 101-2890 (929 amino acids)
Source: RefSeq, a predicted model, not a curated record
ACUGGCCUCGCCCCCGUUGGAUCACUCCCUCUUGGAAGGUUAUCACCUGAGUUUUCAAGAUUUGACUUGGGUUGGGCCACUAACCUCCAGUCCCUCUGCGAUGGAGGACGCGCAGGAGAACACCGCGGAGUCUGGUUCCUCCGUCCAGUGGUCCGAAGAGCCUGCUGGCUUGGCCAAGGUCCCCGAGGUGUCGCUUUCUGAGGAGUCGGAGGGCUGCACCCGGCCCCUGGAGGCGGCCCCCCCAAAACUCUGUGGAUAUUUAAGUAAGUUUGGUGGCAAGGGGCCCAUCCGGGGCUGGAAGUCCCGCUGGUUCUUCUUCGACGAGAGGAAAUGUCACCUGUAUUAUUCGCGGACCGCGCAGGAUGCGAAUCCGUUGGACAGCAUCGACCUCUCCAGUGCGGUCUUUGACUGCAAGGCGGACGCCGAGGAGGGGACUUUCGAAAUCAAGACUCCCAACCGCAUAAUUACCUUGAAGGCUGCCACCAAGCAAGUGAUGCUGUACUGGCUGCAGCAGCUGCAGAUGAAGCGCUGGGAGUUCCACAACAGCCUACCUGCACCUCCUGCUGCACCCGACGCUGCCCUGGCCGGGAAUGGGCCUGCCCUGCGCCUUGAGCUAGAGCAAGAGGAGGAGGAUCAGGAGGCGUUGCUGUGUCCCGUGAAAACGCCCACUGAGCUUGUGGGCGUGGGAGCUGCCUGGCAGCCAGUCCAUGCCAAGCCCUCAGCCCUUCAGAAUAUUUCCCUCAAGCACCUGGGAACUGAAAUACAAAACACAAUGUGCAGCAUCCGGGGCAACAAGCAGACCCAAGGAGCAGGCCACAGACCCCCCGGAGAAGAUUCUCCACUGAGCGAGGAGACGCAGAGAGAGGAGCAGCUCUCUCCCCCUGACCCUGGCACCCCAGGGAAGGAUCCAGCGAAUUCUCAGAAGCCUACACCCAAGUCCUCUCUGACCACCAGUCUCAUUCAGAAAGCCAAGAGCCAGAGCAACACCUUCCCGCUCUUCAGCGAAGGGCUCAUGCGGAACCGAACUGCCCAGGAGAAAGUACUGGCCUUGGAGCAGCAGGUUCUGAUGCUCACCAAGGAGCUAAAGGCUCAGAAGGAGCUGGUGAAGAUCCUGCACAAGGCACUGGAGGCAGCCCAGCAGGAGAAGAGGGUGUCCAGUGCAUACCUGGCAGCGGCCCAGGACAAGGACCGGCUGGAGCUGGUGCGUCACAAAGUGCGGCAGAUUGCGGAGUUGGGCCGGCGGGUGGAGGCCCUGGAGCGGGAGCGGGAGAGCCUGGCGCAGACAGCAAGCCUGCGGGAGCAGGAGAUACGGGAACUGCAGCAGCACGUGCAGCUGCUCCUGGACAAGAAUCAGGCCAAGCAGGAGGUCAUCUGCAAGCUCUCCGAGAAGGUCACCCAGGACUUCAUGAAGGCCCCAGAGGAGGCCGACAGGGACUUCCUGAGCCAACAGGAGAAGAUGGAGCACCUAAAGGAUGACAUGGAAGCAUACCGGACCCAGAACCGCUUUCUCAACUCUGAGAUCCACCAGGUCACAAAGAUCUGGAGGAAGGUGGCUGAGAAGGAGAAGGCCCUCCUGAUGAAGUGUGCCUACCUCCAAGCCCAGAACUGUCAGGUGGAGAGCAAGUACCUGGCAGGGCUGCGGAGGCUGCAGGAGGCCUUGGGGGUGGAGGCCGGCGAGUGCUCAGAGCUCCUGAGGCAGCUCAUCCAGGAGGCACUGCAGUGGGAAGCCAGCGAGGCCUCGGCCGACAGCAUCGUGCUCAGCCCCAGCACCGUCAGUGAGUACGACGAGUACGGCUUCCUGACGGUGCCCAACUAUGAGGUGGAGGACCUGAGGCUGCUGGCCAAGAUCCAGGCACUGGAAGUGCACUCCCACCACCUGCUGGCCCACGAGGCUGUGGAGCGGCCACUGCGGGAGCGCUGGGCCACCCUGGGCGAGCUGGCCCCCUCAGCAGAACUGAAGCAGCUGCUGCGGGCGGGCGUGCCCCACGAGCACCGGCCGCGUGUUUGGAGAUGGCUGAUCCGCCUCCGCGUCCAGCACCUGCAGGCCCCUGGCUGCUACCAGGCACUGCUGAGCCAGGGCCAGGCCUGCAAGCACCCUGCUGCCCGCCAGAUCGAGCUGGACCUGAACCGGACCUUUCCCAACAACAAGCACUUCACCUGUCCCACCUCCAGCUUCCCUGACAAGCUCCGCCGGGUGCUGCUGGCCUUCUCCUGGCAGAACCCCACCAUUGGCUACUGCCAGGGCCUAAACAGACUGGCGGCCAUCGCUCUGCUGGUCCUGGAUGAGGAGGAGAGUGCCUUCUGGUGUCUGGUGGCCAUUGUGGAGACCAUCAUGCCCGCUGACUACUACAGCAAGACGCUCUUGGCAUCCCAGGUGGACCAGCGGGUGCUACAGGACCUCCUCUUGGAGAAGCUGCCCAGGCUGAUGGCCCACCUGGGGCAGCGCUGCGUGGACCUGUCCUUCAUCACCUUCAACUGGUUCCUUGUGGUCUUUGCAGACAGUCUCAUCAGCAACAUCCUCCUCCAGGUCUGGGACGCCUUCCUCUACGAGGGCAUCAAGGUAGUGUUCCGCUAUGCCUUGGCCAUCUUCAAGUACAAUGAGGAGGCACUCCUGAGGCUACAGGAUAGCCUGGAAAUCUACCAGUACCUGCAUUUCUUCACCAAGACCAUCUGUGACAGCCGGAAGCUGAUGCACAUCGCCUUCAAUGACAUGAACCCCUUUCCCAUGAAACAGCUGCGCCAGCUGCGGGCGGCCCACCGGGAGCGGCUGGAGGCCGAGCUGAAUGAACUGGAGCAGCUCAAGGCCGAGUACCUGGAGACCCGGGCAGCCCAGGGCCCCUCAGUGCCCGAGGGUUGCCCCAGCGAGGAUGAGGGGGAGGCAGAGCCCUGACAUGGCUGCCUGCCCUCCCCAAGCCCUUUCUCGCCCUGGGCUGGCAGGCCCAGAAAAGGACAGCCAUGCAGCGAUAUGUGACCCUGGGCAAGUCCCUUCUCCUCUCUGGGACUCAGUCUCCCCAUUGAAAUGUUGGCUUCUGAAGCCACUGGUUGGGUUUUCUCCUCAUGAGCACACCCAGGAUGCACCCCUUCUCAUUUCCUCUGCAGAGCACUUUAGCACCCAGACAAGCAAGAGUGCUGUCUUUAAUAGGGUUAACCUUGAACAUUCUCUAAGCUUUAUCUGUGUAUAACAGUGUAAAUACUGGAAAUAGUUCACAAGCUCUGGAACCUAAA